Lithohypha guttulata is the source of this 1800-nucleotide messenger RNA. RefSeq lists its product as uncharacterized. Lineage: Eukaryota; Fungi; Ascomycota; Eurotiomycetes; Chaetothyriales; Trichomeriaceae. The coding region runs from base 1 to 1800 and encodes 599 amino acids. The transcript has 2 exons. Gene Ontology annotation, molecular function: oxidoreductase activity. The record is from RefSeq and is a predicted model, not a curated record.
AUGGCUCAUCACGAACUACAACGAGCAUCCCUGCUCGUCCCGAUCUUCCUCUGCUUCCUCUUAUUAGUCCUUCCCAGUCUUUCCACUACAAUAGCAGGCGCUACCACGGGACUCGGCCCUGGUGCAAGACAACGACCAAUUCGGCAGGAGAUUUCUGUAUUCUCAGAAUCAGGACCAGUCUGGGAUUUGUACAUACAGGCUCUGAAACGUUUUCAAGAUGCCCCAACUGACGACAAAUUCUCAUACUAUCAAAUCGCUGGCAUUCACGGCUAUCCACAGGUGGCAUGGGACGAUGUCUACGGAAAUCCUAAUGGUGGCACGGGAUAUUGCAUGCACAACAGUGUACUCUUUGAACUUUGGCACAGGCCAUAUCUGGCGUUAUUCGAGCAAACGUUAUCGGAGCAUGCACGAGCAAUCGCCUCCGCGUAUCCUGCAGACGUUCGUCCUAAAUAUAUUUCUGCUGCUGAAAGCCUACGUAUACCCUACUGGGAUUGGGGACAAACUUUUCGAUUGCCGGAUGCUGUAACCAAGCUGUCUUUGGUCGUCAACAGCCCUGAGGGUUUACAAUGUAUCAGCAAUCCACUCCGGCGGUAUGAUUUUCAAAUUGACGUGGAAGAAAUAGUCACUUAUGAUUACGGCUUUCUUAACAAACUGAAUCAUACUGCUCGCCACUACGAUCCCAUUGUCGGAAGCCAAGAGGAAGCAGCAUCGGCACGACUCUUAGUCAGUUCAGCGGGAAGGUUGAGCAACCUAUAUCAACUCAUUACUUCAACCAGCAACUGGACAGAAUUCGCCCCACACCUGAUUGGCAACGAACAAAACCCAAAGACCAAUCUCGAGAGACUACACGGCGGAGUACACAACGAUGUCGGCGGAAUAGGUGGGUCGACCGUAGCUUUGGGCCAUAUGACGGUCAUACCCUUGUCCGCCUUUGACCCGAUCUUCUGGUUGCAUCAUGCCAACGUUGACCGCAUAACAGCCAUCUGGCAAGUCCUCCAUCCAGACGAUUACGUACAACCGGUCCUCGACCAUGACGGUACUUACUACCAAGAGCCUGCUCAAUUGGACCACCUGCAGACCUCCCUAGCCCCUUUUCAUUCUGAUGGUAGUACAGAGAUGUGGACAGCAGCUACGGUCAGAGACACUGCAAUCUUCGGAUACACUUAUCCGGAGUUGAUCGAUUGGAAUGUGUCUGCAUCGGAUUUGGUCACGAGCGUGCGUCAGAAGGUCAACGAGCUCUACAAUCCUGAUAUUCAGCCGACAAAAAACAGAACCACACUAAGAAACUAUCCUCGCAAUGCCAACCUAGCUAAGGCUAUGAGCAAUGUCCAUGGAGAUAUUGCUCUACAGCUUGGGGUCAACAAUCUGAACGUGCAGUGGUACCUAAGACUCGUCGUGGUAGGACUGGCAGUAGAGCAAGGUGUCUCUGUCUAUCUUUUCGUUGCUAAAGCGCCAACAGAUUGCUCUUUGUGGUCGAGUGCCAAUACCUUGGUGGGCGCCUUCAGCCCGUUUGGUUCAAGAAGGCCGACGACUAUGCACCAGGUAGACAUUCCAUGCACUCAUAUCAUUGCUGCUGCUGUUGAUCGCGGCGUGCUUCCAGGAAUACGUUCUGACGCAGUGGUUCCCUUCCUCAGUAGGAAUCUGGUGGUCAAAGCUAUGCGCGCCGAUGGCACUGAGUUCAGCGCCGUGCCAAGCUCGGGCGUCAAGCUUUGGAUCGUCAGCCGCCCGGUCCAGCCACGAAAGAGUCUAUCCGAAUUUCCUUUAUAUGGUGAUUUCAAGCUGGAGAUGCAGCUUAUCUGA